Messenger RNA from Macadamia integrifolia, 1300 nucleotides. Its product is annotated as transcription factor MYB60-like. The record is from RefSeq and is a predicted model, not a curated record. NCBI's taxonomy places the organism in Eukaryota, Viridiplantae, Streptophyta, Magnoliopsida, Proteales, Proteaceae. Gene Ontology annotation, biological process: response to auxin. The transcript is spliced from 3 exons. Bases 53 to 1000 code for a protein of 315 amino acids.
AGACUUCAGAGUAUAAUAGUAUAGAGAGAAAAGGUGAAGCUAAUAAUAGGCCAUGGGGAGGCCUCCUUGCUGUGAUAAGGUAGGUAUCAAGAAGGGUCCUUGGACUCCUGAAGAGGAUAUCAUCUUGGUUUCAUACAUCCAACAACAUGGACCAGGAAAUUGGAGAUCAGUGCCCACAAGCACAGGAUUGGUUAGGUGCAGUAAGAGUUGUCGGUUGAGGUGGACUAAUUACCUCAGACCAGGAAUCAAGCGUGGGAACUUCACUCCUCAUGAAGAAGGGAUCAUAAUUCAUCUGCAAGCUUCAUUGGGUAACAAAUGGGCAGUAAUAGCUUCCUAUCUUCCACAAAGAACAGACAAUGAUAUAAAGAACUACUGGAACACCCACUUGAAGAAGAAGAUUAAGAAGUUUCAAACAGCUCUGGACCACCGUCAUAUAACAUCAGGUUCAACCACCUGUCAGCCUUCUUCUUCCAUCAUCUACAGUGAGAAAAAGAGCUUUGAUUCCCCCAACCCUUCCUCAGUCUUCAUGUUAAACCAGACCCCCUCCACCUAUGCUUCGAGCACUGACAACAUUUCAAGACUCUUAGAAGGCUGGAUGAGGUCUUCUCCAAUGCCUAAUAAUACUAAUACUGGUGGAAAAUCCCAAGAGAUAAAGCAACAAAGCAAAAGAAGCAGCAGCAGUAGCAGUAGUAACAAAGAUGACAAUAAUGAUAACAUGACCAGCAACAACAACAGCUACCAUCCAAAACUUGAGCAAGGAAGAAGCUAUGACCUUGUAUCUCAUGAAGAUUUUGAAUCUCUUCUAUCUCUUGAUAAUUGGAGCAAUAUAGGUUGGAACAAGUCUUCCUGUGACUCUAUGCAUGGGCCUCAAACCAUAGACACCGACCAUAGGGAACAGAAGUUGGAGAAUCGUGAGCCUCUUUCAUUGAUUGAGAAGUGGCUAUUGGAUGAGACAACAGGGCAAGGAGAUGAAAUGAUGGAGCUAUCUUCAAUUUUUUGAUAUUCUUUCAACUUUCUUUUGAAGUUUAAGCUACUAGUAUAAACAGAAGAAGACUUCUAGUAUAAAAAGUCUGUCAUUUUUAGUUAUACCUUACUGGUAAGGUUCUCAAAAAUUAAGUUGGGGACUUCUAAGCCAACGUAGGUAAUAUUCAUUAGUUUAUCUAUUAAGGAUCAUCAGAGAAUAAAGUUACAAAAAAUAAAAAAAUAAAAAAAUUAUUUUGGAUACAUAUUUAUAUUGGAUGAGAAAAAAGCUUUUUGUUUUUUUGCAGGCUGCUAGUGUUUACUUCCCUCUCACUGUCUC